Messenger RNA from Carassius auratus (goldfish), 1376 nucleotides. RefSeq names its product immunoglobulin lambda-1 light chain-like. The transcript has 4 exons. Bases 462 to 1187 code for a protein of 241 amino acids. The record is from RefSeq and is a predicted model, not a curated record. NCBI's taxonomy places the organism in Eukaryota, Metazoa, Chordata, Actinopteri, Cypriniformes, Cyprinidae.
CUUUUUGUCUAAAGAUGUCAUUGAUGUUAAAGGGUCUUCCUGGAAACACAGAUGCCAAUACAUCUUCUAAAUAAUUUUACUUUUAAGAGUGUACUUUUGAAUAAUUAAAUGAACAACAUUUCUUUGAAUAUUUUAGCUGCGUCAUUUGAAACUGUUUAAUAUUUGUUUUAGUAUUUUUAGAGCAAAUUAACCAUUAUUAUUAGCAUAUAAAUGCAUUUUUCUCUGUCAAUUAAAGAAUUUGUCAUAAACUAACAUUUAUUUUGUAGGAAUGAUGAAAACAUUAUGAUUUUUCAUAACCAUAUGUGAAAUAUCAAACCAGUGUUCAUUUGAGCGUUAGGAAGAAGUGAUUGGCUGAGCUCUGAUCCUCCCUCUUUCAGAGUUUCUCUUCUCUAUAUAAGUAUCUUACUCUCUCUUAUUCUCUUCAUCUCUCCUCUAAACUCAAUCUGCUCAUCACAGUCGAGAUGCUGAUCAUAUGCUACUGUCUUAUUCUCUCUCUUCUGUCAUCUGUCAGAUGUGUGAAGCUGAUCACACAGAAACCUCUGAUACUGACAGAAGAAAAAGGCAGAUCUGUGACUAUGUACUGUAACAUUAAAAAGGAUGAAGAUUUUGUCUACUGGUAUAAACAGAUACCAAACACAGUUCCUCAGUAUGUGCUGAGAUACCGUCACUCUAGCAGCUCCCCUGAUGAAUAUGGAGAUGGUUUUUCCUCCAGCCGCUUCACAUCUAAAGCUACGUCAAAUAUUGACUAUCAGCUGAUCAUCAGUAAUGUGGAUGUGACUGAUUCUGCAGUGUAUUACUGUAACACAUGGGACAGCUCUGUUAAAGAGGUGGUAUUCGGACAAGGAACAAAACUCAUUGUGAAUGAUGCUGCUGCUGCUGCUCCUGUGCUGAACAUCCUCCGUCCGUCCAGAGAAGAGCUGAGCUCCAGUAAACUCACUCUGGUGUGUCUGAUCAAUCACAUGUCUGGGGCUUUUGCUGAUGUGCGCUGGCUUGUGAACGGGAACUCAGUUACUGAAGGCGUCUUCACUGGAUCUGCUGAACAGCAGCCUGAUAAGAAGUUCAAGAUCAGCAGUUAUUUAAGCAUCGAGAGCACAGAGUGGGACAAAGACACACCGCUAACAUGUGAAGCGACUGCUGCCUCAAAAACCACCAGCAAAAGCAUCAAGAAAUCUGACUGCAGCGACUGAACUGUGUGAUGUCCUCUUGAUUUAUGUCAGAGUCAUUCAGUUUGCUUGUGUAGAGUAGAAGAAAACAUGGAUAGAUACUAGUACAAAAUAAAAAGUAUUAGUUGCUUCAUUUUCUGAAUUAAAUUUAUUUUUCAUUUAAAUGUUCAUUAUUGUGCUUUAUAAAGUCUAAUAAACUGCAUGUUAAUCAAA